Papaver somniferum (opium poppy) is the source of this 5995-nucleotide messenger RNA. Its product is annotated as anaphase-promoting complex subunit 1-like. Bases 125 to 5593 code for a protein of 1822 amino acids. The transcript is spliced from 36 exons. Gene Ontology annotation, biological process: anaphase-promoting complex-dependent catabolic process; metaphase/anaphase transition of mitotic cell cycle; protein K11-linked ubiquitination. Gene Ontology annotation, cellular component: anaphase-promoting complex. Gene Ontology annotation, molecular function: molecular adaptor activity. Lineage: Eukaryota; Viridiplantae; Streptophyta; Magnoliopsida; Ranunculales; Papaveraceae. The record is from RefSeq and is a predicted model, not a curated record.
ACCCAGUCAGUCAUUAACUAGGGUUUAAACCCGUCUAAGAAAUUUGCCCGCUCUUUCCCCCAAACUCAAAAUCUCCAAAAGAGCGGGAGAGAGACGGAGAGAAAGUAAACUAGGGUUUGUUAUCAUGUCGAUUAGAAGUAGGAAUUUCACAGUUGUUGGUGAAUUCAAACCAUUUGGUUUGAUAGCAGAAGCAUUAGACGGAAAACAACCAUUUGAAAGUGCCGCCAACAAACCAGAAAAGUACGAUUACUUCCUUUUCAACCCUAAAAUCACUCGUGAGAAUGACAAUUCAUUCGAUUACGAUUCAUCUGCUUCUUCUUCUUGUGAUCAAAGUGAUCACGAACUCUUCAUUCGUGGAAAUCGGAUAAUAUGGAGCUCAGGUUCUCGUAUUCAGAAGAGAUAUACAUCUCCUUCUACCGUCUUAAAGGCAUGUUGGUGUCGUUUGGGUGUCAAUUCAGAAUCAGUGCUAUGUGUAUUACAACGUGAUACUUUGGCAAUUUAUAAUACCUCUGGCGAAGUAGUGAGGGUUCCUCUCCCACAUACAGUUGUGUCAAUUUGGCCUGUUCCGUAUGGGGUAAUCCUUCAAAAAGGAACUGAGGGAAAUCAACUACCUUAUGUACCUUUUUCAUCUUCUUCGAGUCCAUUUGUUAGUGCACGUCCGAAAAGAGAUCAUGGGUAUAGUCCACAAUUGCAUCCAAAUACACGUAAUUCAUUUGAUAAGGGACAUAUAACUAAGCAAUCGUCGCAUCUGGUUCUAAAAGAUUUGCUGGAAGAACCUCAGGCCACCUUUGUUGAAGAAAGGGGACAUAUGAACGUGAUGAAAGAUUUUGAUGAAAGAACUAUUUGGACUAGUGAUGUUGUUCCUUUAAUGGCAACAUACCACAAAGGAAAAAUGCAACAUUCCCUCUGGUCCAUUGAAAUUGUUGGUUCCAAUCCUGGAUCUGCCAGUGCAAAUUCGUGUGAAGUGCUUCCCGACGGGAUGUUAGUUAAACAAUUCUUUUUCCGGAGAAUAUGGCAGGGAAAGGGUGCUCAGUUUGCUGCUAGUAAGGUUUUUCUGGCAACGGAAGUCGAUGGGGUACCUAUUAUCUGUUUCCUUCUGCAACAACAAAAAAUACUUCUCUGUUUACGACUCCAAACUGUAGAGAUAAAUAAUGAAAUUCUCUUUGAUAUCAAACCUGAUAUGAGCUGGAGUAUCCCUGCAAUUGAUGCUGCUUGUGUGAUUGUGACACGGCCAAGAGUAAAAGAUGGGUUGCUGCCAUUUGGUGACAUCAUUGUCUUGGCUCCGGAAAACAUCGUUCUUCUUUAUUCUGGAAAGCAAUGUCUGUGUAUGUAUUCACUACCAUCUGGGCUGGGUAAAGGCAUGCAUUCAUCUCAUCCUAGCUCUUCAGCAUCAUCAUCUUUUCGCAAUGAGUUAAAAAUUACAGGACUGGCUGAGGCUGUUGAAGGUCGAGUUAAUGUAAUUCUUAGUAAUGGACAGGUGUUUAGAUGUGCUUUAAGAAGAAGCCCUUCUUCUUCCUUGGCAAAUGACUGCAUCACGGCAAUGGCACAUGGGUUACAUUCUAAUUUCUAUAAUCACUUCCUGAUUCUUCUUUGGGGCGAUGGUGACUCUGCAUAUUUGUCAAAUGCUGAUUCUUGUGUCAAUUCAGAGUGGGAGGCUUUUAGUAAUAUUAUACUGCAAAUGUGUAGAAAAUUGAAGUUUAUUCCUGAAAAGAGUUCUGGUGGUAUGCUGCCUUCAUCCUGGGAGUUUUUACUUAGCAGCAAAUUUCACAAGAAUUACUGCAACAUUACUUCUUUAACUGGGACUUCUUCCUCAAAAUAUCUUGACUUUAAAGAUAGUUCUAGACCAAACGUAGGGAAUAAACAAAUCCCCGAGAAGUCAUUGUAUGCACAGCUUCUGCUGGAGACGUUGGAUGCCUUGCAUGCUCUCUAUGAGAGUUUGAAAUUGGAUAACCUUCGUAAAAGGGACUUAGGACUUCUGGUUGUUCUAUUAUCUGAUGUAGCUGGUAUUCUUGGUGAGGAAAGCUAUGUAGACUACUACGUCCGUGAUUUCCCUCACAUGAGCCAAAAAGUGGGGACUGUCGAGACCCCUUGUUCACCUAGAACCCCUCCGAGCUUAUUCAGAUGGUUUGAGUGCUGUUUGCAGCGUGGUUGUCAUUUGGCUAGCGUUAAUGAUCUUCCACCUUUAAUCUGCAAAGAUGGAUGUUCCGUCGUGAGCUGGGCCAGAAAGAUAGUUUCAUUUUAUAGCCUGUUAUUAGGGGCUGAAAGGGUUGGCAAGAAGCUUUCGACUGGUGUUCAUUGUGAAAUUGCUACUGGAGCCUUCUGUACUUCUGAGGAGCUCACUAUCUUGGCAAUGGUUGCAGAAAAAUUUGGGUUGCAACAACUAGACCUACUGCCUGCUGGUGUAUCACUUCCUUUGCGACAUGCUCUGGACAAAUGCAGAGAAUCUCCCCCCACAGACUGGCCUGCAGCUGCUUAUGUGCUUAUUGGUCGAGAGGAUUUAGCAUUGUCAUGUGCAGAACACUCAAGCAAAUCCAAAGAGCUGGAAUCCCAAACGAGCGUUAACUUAAUUUCUGUUUCUACUCCGUACAUGCUGCAUUUACAUCCGGUCACGACCCCUUCAUCAGUUUCUGAUGCAACGAGAUUAGAUGGUUUCACGAUUGAAGAUGCUGAUUCUCUUGAGGGAUCGACAGAAGAUGGUAUGGAGCAUAUCUUCAACUCUAGCACACAGCUGCGGUAUGGGCGGGAUCUGCGAUUAAAUGAGGUUAGGCGCCUUUUGUGCUCGGCAAGGCCUGUCUCGGUGCAAACGUCUGGGAGUCCUACUGCAUCUGAUCAAGACCAACAACAGGCUCAGCUAUGGCAGCUCGCACAAAGGACUACUGCUAUCCCAUUCGGUCGUGGAGCAUUUACUCUUGCUACAACCUGCACUCUUUUGACAGAGGCACUCGUGGUUCCAAAGCUUGUCUUGGCAGGUCGCUUGCCCGCUCAGCAAAAUGCAACUGUAAAUCUUGAUCCAAGUAUAAGAAAUAUACAGGAACUUAGAACUUGGCCCGAGUUUCAUAAUGCUGUUGCUGCUGGGUUAAGACUGUCACCUUUACAGGGGAAAAUCUCAAGAACAUGGAUAACAUAUAACAAACCCGAGGAGCCAAAUGUUACCCACGCAGGACUGCUCCUUGCCAUAGGAUUGCAUGGACAGUUGCGUGUUUUAACUGUCACUGACACUUAUCAGUAUUUCUCACAGGAGCACGAAAGCACGACUGUAGGAUUGAUGCUUGGUUUGGCAGCAUCCCAUAGGGGAACUAUGCAGCCAGCUGUAUCUAAGGCUCUUUAUUUUCAUAUUCCUUCUCGCCAUCCAUCUACCUUUCCAGAAUUGGAAUUGCCAACACUUUUGCAGUCAGCAGCUCUCAUGGCUAUUGGGAUACUUUAUGAAGGAUCAGCGCAUCCACAAACUCUACAAAUUCUUCUGGGGGAAAUCGGGCGUAGAAGUGGAGGUGAUAAUGUACUUGAAAGAGAAGGCUAUGCUGUUGCAGCAGGAUCUGCACUGGGGCUCGUAGCUUUGGGUCGAGGGGAAGACGCAUCUGGUUUCAUGGACACUUUGGUGGACCGUCUAUUCCAGUAUAUUGGUGGCAAAGAGCAUCAUAGUGAUAGAUCUUUUACCACACCACCAUCUGUUGACGAUCCCAACCGCUCUGCCGGGCAGAUGAUGGAUGUCACACCAGUCAAUGUCGAUGUAACUGCACCUGGUGCUAUAAUUGCUCUAGCUUUAAUGUUUCUGAAGACAGAAUCGGAGGUUACGGCUUCAAAGCUUUCUAUCCCACAGACUCAUUUUGACUUGCAAUAUGUAAGGCCUGAUUUCAUAAUGCUGCGUGUCAUUGCUCGGAACUUGAUAAUGUGGAGCAGAGUUCAGCCAUCUGGAGAAUGGAUUCAAUCCCAGAUUCCUGAAAUUGUGAAGAUUGGGGUUGCAAACCUAGGAGAUGAGAAUGGAGAGACUGAUGAAAUCGAUGUAGAAGCACUAGUUCAGGCGUAUGUCAAUAUAUUAGCUGGAUCAUGCGUUUCUCUCGGGUUGAGGUAUGCUGGUACCAGAAAUAGCAAUGCACAGGAGUUGCUCUAUAAUUAUGCUAUCUACUUCUUAAAUGAGAUUAAGCCUGUGACUGGUGCAAGUGUGAGAACUUUGCCUAAAGGUUUAUCACUAUAUGUAGAUCGAGGCACAUUGGAAAUAUGCUUGCACCUCAUUGUUCUUUCCCUCUCAGUGGUUAUGGCGGGAUCUGGCCAUCUCCAAACUUUUCGUCUGUUAAGAUUUCUUCGUUGUCGAAGCUCUUCAGAUGGACAUGCUAAUUAUGGUUUUCAAAUGGCUGUUAGUUUAGCUAUUGGUUUCUUGUUCCUUGGUGGAGGAAUGCGGACCUUUUCAACUUCAAACAGUUCAAUUGCUGCUUUGCUGAUUACCCUCUAUCCCCGCUUGCCUACUGGACCAAACGACAAUCGAUGCCACUUGCAGGCGUUCAGGCACUUGUAUGUCCUUGCAACAGAAGCUCGCUGGGUGCAGACUGUUGAUGUUGACACAGGUUUGCCAGUUUAUGCACCUCUUGAUGUCACCGUUGCAGAAACUGAACAUUAUUCAGAAACAAGCUUUUGUGAAGUUACACCUUGUAUUCUACCAGAACGCUCCAUUCUGAAAACUGUUAAAGUUUGUGGACCUAGGUAUUGGCCUCAGGUGAUAGAGCUAAUUCCAGAAGAUAAACCCUGGUGGAGUUCAGGAGAGAAAAAUGACCCCUUUAAUGGUGGCAUAAUCUAUAUCAAACGGAAAGUUGGAGCUUGUUCAUAUGUGGAUGACCCUGUUGGGUGCCAGUCACUGCUCUCACGAGCGAUGCACAAGGUUUGUGAUUUGGCAAGUUUACGAUCUUGUGCUACCAGUGGCAAUGGAAAUAGUGAACUAGGUUUGUUUAAAGUUGAUCAGCUGGUCAGCACGUUCUCAUCAGAUCCUAGCUUAAUAGCUUUUGCGCAGCUUUGCUGCGACCCUUCUUGGAAUAGCAGAUUGGACGUUGAUUUCCAGGAAUUCUGUUUACAAGUAUUAUUUGACUGUGUGAGCAAGGACAGACCAGCUUUGCUACAGGUAUAUCUUUCAUUAUACACAAUUAUCGGAUCGAUGGCUGAACGAGUGUCCAGCAGUAAUGUCGUAUUCAGUGACUCCAUCUUCAUCUCUAGUUUAAAGGUUGCACUUGCCUACAAUGAGGCUUUGAUCAGUGGGAAAUUAACCAGUUCAAAGGGGGGUAUAGUCCAGUCCACCUUCAUUGCAUCUCUCAGGAAGAGGGUUGAAGAAAUCAUUAACUAUUCAAGAGCUAAGGAUGACCUAUAUCACUAUCUGAAUGGGGCGAAUUGGUCACAAGUCCAAGGAGACAAGAAUGCAGUGCUUGCUUGGUAUCUUCAGUGGUUCAGCGUCCCACCUCCUUUCGAGGUUAAGUCCGCGAUAGGAAAACUUAGGCCCAUAGUUGAGAAGUCAUCAUCGGUCCCUCUUAUGCGUUUGCUGCUGCCUAGAACCCACAUUACCGCCAUUUCAGAGAUUGAUCAGCUGCAGAGUUCUCUAACAAUCCCUUGUUGAUUUUGCAUGACAGAAGUUGUCAAACAUGCAUCUAAUCAAACUUACCUCCAACAACAACGGCAGGCAUCAAGACUGCUCUUAUUUUCACAACUCAGGUGCAAAGAAGAAGAAAGGUAUAUUGUUCAACUAAAGAUGACAGAGCAAAAUAAACCUUGUAUAACCUUCAUCAAAUCAGGAUUCCAUCCACAAACACAAACACUUGAAACAGUAACGGAUUCUACAGCAGUAGCAGAAUGACGUUUUUGCGGGUUUAUUCUGUUCCAUCAACUAUAAGUACCAGCAUUGUUAAUCUAUUUAGUUUAGUUGCGUAAAUGUUGUACCAUAAUAUAAGCUGCAUGUAAAUGAAAAAUCCAAAAUUGUGAACCCUAUUUAUAUGUUUAUUUCAGUAAAAGAUUAUAAGUA